Molecule: messenger RNA, 1348 nt
Organism: Procambarus clarkii (red swamp crayfish)
Lineage: Eukaryota; Metazoa; Arthropoda; Malacostraca; Decapoda; Cambaridae
Source: RefSeq, a predicted model, not a curated record
AAGAGAUUAACUCUGCUAAACUGCGUUUAGAUUUACUACAAAAAAAUACAAAUAUUAAUGAUAAUAAGUUCAUGUCGUCUUGACCCUAAAAUUACAAUACCGUACUUUGUUAUCCAAACAUAAUCUAGCUUAGCCUUUACAUAACACACAACAUAACUUAGCACGUCCUAAAAGUAGCCUUAUGUAGCAUGUCUACAGUCUAGAAAAUUGCGUCUACCUGCAGGGGCCAACAUAUGCUUUUCUAUAGUAUUUUUCGUUCAACCACUUGGGCUGGAUGGUAGAGCAACGGUCUCGCUUCAUGCAGGAAACCCAGUUGCUCAAGAUUUCUAUAAAUCAUGUUCAAGUUCAACUUCAAUGUGGAACCUAAGGAUAAGAUUGAGUCAUCUGUGUCUCCUGAACCAGUGUCGGAUUCUGAACAAUGGUUGCCUGCACAAAAACAUGAAGUUAACUCCACACAUUUUCAGUCAUUAUCUGAAGACACUAUUGUUGAAGAAGUUACAAUUGGACAAACCAAAAUUAGGUACUUGAGUAUGACUGCUGCUAUGCAAAAAAUGGAAGAAAAAGAACUUUCCAGCUAUAUUUUACCAGCAUUUAAAGAUCACACUGAUCUUGUUCCUGCAAUUUAUGAAGGAGGCCUUAAAGUGUGGGAGUGCACUUGGGACCUUCUUCAUUUCCUUGAAGCCUCAGACAUCAAGUUAAAGAGACGUAGAGUCUUGGAGUUGGGCUGUGGUGCUGCCUUACCAGCACUGUACACUGCCCUACAAGGUGCACACGUCACUCUUCAGGACUAUAAUGAAGAGGUUGUUAAUUUCAUCACUAUACCAAAUGUUGCACUAAACCUUGCAAACUACUCCUUUGUUGAUAAUGGAAAUAUUCUAACAGAAGAUAUUAGCGCUUCACAAGAAACUGUUACGGAAAUUCAAUCGAAAGCCUCCUUUUACUCUGGUGACUGGGGUGAGCUAGACAAACUACUGCUAAAUAUUCGAAACAAUGAACAGUACAGCAAAGACAACCUUAACAGUGACAAGAGCAAGACAACCAUGCAGAAUUAUGAAGAGUGUCAAGAGUUUAAAUUUGAUAUAAUUUUAACAUCAGAAACUAUCUAUAAUCCAGAAUGCCAUCAGAGGUUGCUAACACUUAUGACCAAUUGCCUAAAACAGGAUGGUGUUAUACUACUGGCUGCCAAGAGUUAUUACUUUGGUGUUGGUGGAGGUACAUUACAGUUUGCUGAUGUUGUCAAGAGCCAAGGCAAACUGGACAUCCUGACACACAUUACCAACAACGAAGGUGUCAAGAGAGAAAUACUUGAAAUGAAAUUCAAGAAUGUCCAAUAAAAGUACGACAAAGA